Molecule: messenger RNA, 474 nt
Organism: Miscanthus lutarioriparius
Lineage: Eukaryota; Viridiplantae; Streptophyta; Magnoliopsida; Poales; Poaceae
Source: the annotation of a GenBank genome assembly
AUGGUGCCGAUUCCUCCUGGACAAGUUUAUGCUAUAAAUGAUGCCUUGUCAGCUGAGGGAGCAGCAGAUGACUAUGAAGUGUGCUUGAAGCAGCUUGUUAAGAACGGUGUGAUUUCCAUGUCAGCAGCGACUGGAUUUCCCAGGUUUGAUCUCCAGCUUCUGGGAAUGGGACCUGAUGGCCACAUUGCAUCUCUCUUCCCUGGUCACCCUCUUGUUAAUGAGAAAGAGAGGUGGGUCACAUACAUUAAGGAUUCUCCAAAACCACCACCAGAGAGAAUCACAUUUACAUUUCCAGUAAUCAACUCAUCUGCAUAUGUUGUAACUGGAGCUGGAAAGGCUGCAGCGGUGCAGAAAGCACUUUCAGACAAGCAAACCUCAUCGGAUUUGCUGCCUGUUGAGAUGGCUGUACUGCAAGAUGGAGAAUUCACUUGGUUCACUGACAAGGCAGCAGUGUCCAUGCUGCAGAACAAGUAA